AAUGCAGUUGGAAUGCGAUUCGUUAUGGCAAUGAUUAUAUGCAUUAAAUUGGUGGCGGGUGAUACGAAAGAGCGCAUAGCGAGUUUAUUACGCGAUGAUGAACAAUUCCAUCACCAAUGGGUUAAUCUGAUCGAAAUGCAGGAGCGUCAAUUGCGUGAACAAGAAGAGGAAUUUCCGUUAAAAAAUAUUUCUUAUUUACUGGAAUGUCCUCAAUCCGAAGGCUUUCGAUUCGAUCAUUCUGAUCAUCUUCGACCAGCAGAUAUUGAAAUUUACGCUGAAUUAGGCCAUUUAUCACGGUUCUGUCACCACAAUCUCAUGUCUUUGUUAAAUGGUGAUUUAGAUUCUUGUCAACAUCCCGGUUACACGAUGAAAUUACCGACAAUUGAUAAAUUUUUGGCUAUUUAUAAUCCAAAAUUAGUUACUGUGGAAUCUUCGAAUGAUACAAAAUUGAAAGCACAGCGACUGCAUUUACUGAAAAUGUUUGAGGAACGAUAUGACUGGAGAGAUAAGUGGAAACUGAUCGCUAUUAUGCCAAGUAUGGAGGAUGGUGAAACGUCAGAAUCCAUGCAAUCUGCAGUUGAAGUUUUAGAAACAAUUGAAGAACUUUAUCGAAUCGUCCCUCAUCGUACGCUGAUCGUUGUUGCGCGAAGUUCUAGUUUUGGAAUCUGGCAAGAUGCACUUUAUUCUCACCUGGCUUGUCGCAGUAUGUUGGAACGAUGGCGACCCUAUACGCAUCUUAAUUCAAUUUCAGUUUGGGAUCAGGUUCUCUUCUUCUUCUAA
This is a messenger RNA of Dracunculus medinensis (Guinea worm), 780 nucleotides long. NCBI's taxonomy places the organism in Eukaryota, Metazoa, Nematoda, Chromadorea, Rhabditida, Dracunculidae. The record is from the annotation of a GenBank genome assembly.